CAUGGCGGAGGUGACCUUCUGCGAAGAGUGCAACAACAUCUUAUAUGCACGCAGUGACCGGAAAAACAAAAAGCUCCUCUACGUAUGCCGCAGCUGCGAGUACAUUUCGCACAAGCCCAACGAGCAGCAGAACAUCGUCGCCAGGAUUAAUUACAAUUACAAUAGGAAAGAGGACGUGUACAUCCACCCCGAAACGAAGAACGACCCCGCCCUGGGGCGCGUGCGCGAAUGGAUUUGCAAAAACUGCGGGAACAACGAGGCCGUCUUUUUGCAGCUCCCAGAGAGAAUCACCUACAAUCCCAUGGCACUCAUUUACGUAUGCACAGGGAAGAACUGCCACUAUUGGGAAAAGGAGAUUCAAUUUACGAAUGAUGAGGAGGACCCCUUGCAUAGAAGUGGGCGCUCUUCGGAAGCUUCCCAUGUGGAGAGUCAGCACCCCUCUGUAAAACAGGAGGCGGGCGACACGCAAGAUGCUACCACUGGGCAAGGACAAAAACGGAGUAGAAAAAAACUGAGGAGAGUCGUCGGGGAUGAU
Messenger RNA from Plasmodium vivax (malaria parasite P. vivax), 535 nucleotides. Its product is annotated as DNA-directed RNA polymerase 2 subunit, truncated. Lineage: Eukaryota; Apicomplexa; Aconoidasida; Haemosporida; Plasmodiidae. Gene Ontology annotation, biological process: DNA-templated transcription; transcription-coupled nucleotide-excision repair; transcription initiation at RNA polymerase II promoter. The record is from RefSeq and is a predicted model, not a curated record. The transcript is spliced from 2 exons. The annotation marks the transcript as partial. Gene Ontology annotation, cellular component: RNA polymerase II, core complex. Gene Ontology annotation, molecular function: zinc ion binding; DNA-directed RNA polymerase activity; nucleic acid binding.